AUGCUGGGCUUUUGGUCUUCCUCUAGCGCCCAGCGACUGCCACUGAAUAGGGGUGACUUCGUAUUUCCUGAACUGAACGAGCUCACGAUCGGUGAUCCCUGCACGAUUGAGCCAUCUUCGCAACCAAACGGAAUCACUUACGCCCGCGAUGGCAUUUGCCGACGGGUGCGUGAAUGCGCCUCCUUCGUGCCCCGUAUAAUUCUGGAACCGUUUGACAUCCGGCGUGACGUUUGUUUUUUCGAAGUGCAUGAUCCAGUAGUGUGUUGUAUCGAUUUGCCCGUGUCCGGUAACGAUCUGCAAUUUCAGAUCUUGCGCAAACGACUGGCUGUGCCAGUUCUCGACGAUACUAACAUGAUACAGUAGUUAUUCCAUAAAGUGUGUGCGUUGAAGUAAAAAGCAUGGAUACGUUAAUAGCAACAUGAAAGAAAAAUAUAUUGUUAACAUUAUUAGAUAGAUAGUCUUUUUAAACAUAAAUAAGUUGUAAUGUUUGCUAAUAAGUACAAUAAAUGCCAUAUAAAGUCA
Molecule: messenger RNA, 522 nt
Organism: Anopheles nili
Lineage: Eukaryota; Metazoa; Arthropoda; Insecta; Diptera; Culicidae
Exons: 1
Coding region: 1-363 (120 amino acids)
Source: RefSeq, a predicted model, not a curated record